GUGAGGGUGACCAACGACAGAGCAGUCCACAAGUUAUAAGUAGAUAAUUUUGUUUGUUUUGUACUCGUCACUACUGGGUGAAAUACUCACUCACAAAUACGCCGGAUUCCUCUAGAGGGCAGCCUUCACAACUGGUAACCUGCACAGAAACAAGAUGUUAGGAGUAACAACUCUAGGCCUAGUCUCCGUGGUUAUUUUCUUAUGGCUGCUAUGGAGAAAGAAACGCAUCACCUAUCUAGAAGAACUGGAAAUUCCUGGACCCAAACCAAACAUCUUAUUUGGGAACAUGUGGGAGAUGUACACAAAGGGACCUCUUUAUUGCCUUCAGAAAUGGAUUGAUAAAUAUGGCAAAGUCUUUGGGUACUACCUAGGUAUGAGGCCAGUUAUCUGUAUAGCCGAUCCUGAUUUGUUGAAAAACAUUCAAAUAAAGGACUUUCAGAAUUUUAUCAACAGGCCGGGGUUGUUUCAAGCCCAACCUAAGCCAGGAAACAAAAUGUCGCAUGCAUUAACCCACGUUCAAGGUCAUCGCUGGAAAGAAAUCAGAAGUGUGUUAACGCCUUCGUUUACAACAGGAAAAUUAAAAACAAUGUCAUCAAUAAUGAAUUACGCUAUACAAGAACUUCUCACCAAUAUCGAGAAAAAGUCUCAAGAAGGGAAGCCUUUCGACGUGUACAAGUUAUAUCAGAGUUUGACUAUGGAUGUGAUCGGGAGGUGUGCUUUGGGGAUACAGACAGACGUCCAGAAGAGUCCUGAAGAACACGAGCUCGUUAAAAACUCUAGAGUGAUUUUCUCUCGUGAAUUCCAUUCUUGGUUGACGGUUAUGAUGGUCUCCUUCCCGGAAAUUGAGACAAUAAUGACCAAGUUGGGUCAAAUGAGUUUUAAGUUCCGCAAUAAAGGAGUCAACCCAGUCUUUCGUCUAAUGAGCAUGUGUAGCCAAGUAAUUCAAUCCAGAAAAGCGGACAACUCGAAGCGACGCCCAGACCUGCUCCAGUUAAUGAUCGAUUCUCAAAAUAAAAAAGUCGACAUGGGGAAAAUAACUGCAGACCAACUUACCGCUGGAGACGAAGCUGAUAAAUAUGACGAGAAAGCACAGGGAACUGAAAAUGGUGACAUUAAACCUUCUGAGUCAAAUAAGGCCACCACCAAGACCCGGGGGUUGUCAGACACUGAAAUAGAAGCAAAUGCUUUUAUAGCUCUACUGGCAGGAUACGAGACGACAAGUACAGCGCUUGGUUUCACCACACACCUGCUUGUAAAACAUCCUGAAGUGCAGGAGAAAAUACGGCAAGAAGUAGAUCAACUAAUGGCUGAAGAAGGAGAGACACUUGACUACGCAAAGGUUCAUAAGCUGCAGUAUUUGGACCAGGUUCUGUCCGAAAGUCUACGGUUUUAUCCUCCAAUCUACCUUUUUGUCAACCGACAAGCAAGCAAGGAUAUCCAGUACGGAUCUCUUCGUAUCCCGAAGGGGAUGACAGUUCAAGUGCCUGUGUAUCAUCUUCAUCAUGAUCCAAAUCUGUGGCCAAAUCCAGAAAAGUUCGAUCCAGACAGGUUUUCUCCACAAAAUCGCCAGAAAAAUAAUCCUCUUGCUUGGCAACCGUUCGGACAAGGUCCCCGAAACUGUAUUGGGAUGAGAUUCGCCCAAAUGGAAGCCAAAUUGGCUUUAGCUCAAAUUCUACAUAAAUACCGCUUGGAACCAAAUGAAAUGACAGAAAAGGAACUGACUAUUACAGUACGCCCGGCUACACUUACCCCAGGUAAAGGUGUAUAUGCAAGAUUUGUCCCCCGAAAUUGACAGCAGUUGUUUUUGGUGGAUUGGAUAUUGCCUGCACUAACUUAACCUACCGAAUAAUAAUGGAGUAACAAAAUACAAAUUUAAAAAUACAAUUUUUUAAAUUUAGUAUAAACACUGUAAAUCAGAAAAAUGAUAAAAAAAAACUUUCCGAGAA
Molecule: messenger RNA, 1946 nt
Organism: Limulus polyphemus (Atlantic horseshoe crab)
Lineage: Eukaryota; Metazoa; Arthropoda; Merostomata; Xiphosura; Limulidae
Product: cytochrome P450 3A29-like
Exons: 14
Coding region: 155-1792 (545 amino acids)
Molecular function (GO): steroid hydroxylase activity; iron ion binding; oxidoreductase activity, acting on paired donors, with incorporation or reduction of molecular oxygen
Source: RefSeq, a predicted model, not a curated record